GUCACCAACUGUCACUUACUGUAAGCAUGGUCAUAUAUAAGGCAUGCAUUUUCUAGGUUAGAAAACAUGUAUUGUUGAUGAAUAUACCUUGUAUUAGUAAACUGCAAUACCAAAAGUGUCCUCAAAUCAAGUGAAAUUAUUAAUAAUAAUUUCAACAUGGGUAAAUCAUUUAAUUGGAAGGCUAGGCAAGUGAAGAAGGUGGAAAUAGACAAUACUUCAACAAAUAAGAUUAAACUUGAUAUUGAAGGAGAUGCUGGCACUACUUAUGAUGGAACAAAUGCUUUGGUUUUGCCCUCAGAGAAAAGGAAAACCAAAGUUAAAAAGGAGAAGAAUGGACAAAUUACAAGAAUCCUAUCAAAAAGUCACAGAAAACGCCUGGAAAAGAUUGUCGAGAGAAGGAAGAAGAAGGACAAUCGUUCAACUUUAUUGGAAAAUUUAGCUAUGGUGCAAGCAUCUCCAGAGGAACUGGCAGCAUAUGAAUCUAUAGCUUCUACACAAACCAAAGGAUUGAAAAGGCAUUUCAAUGAGUUAGAGUUUCCACAAAAAGUAAUAAAAGUGGAUAAGGCAUUAGUUUCUGGAGAUGUGAAGAUAAACAGUUUGGCUGGAUCCAAGAGGUUGCGGGUUCAAUUAGCAACGGGAAAUGAGGUGGAUGAGAGUGAUCCAAACGUCGUUGGUUUCGAGGAAGAAUCAUCGGACUCUGAGAGCGAAGCGGAAGACGAAAAUAAUGGAACAGAGGAGAUGGAAACGUGCGAAGUACAAGAAGUUAAAGACAACGAGGAAGAAACUGUUAAAGAAGAGGAAGAAACUGUCAAAGAAGAGGAAGAAACAAUUGAGGAAGAUUCUCAGAACCAAAGUGGUUGUUAUGUGAGGAAUCCAAAUUUUAAAGAGGAAGAUGUUAAAAAAGUGGUUGAAAGUAAACCGGCUGUUUUCGUGGAAGUUUACAGGACUGAAGAGAUACAAAUGGCGAGAUUGAAAUUGCCAAUUUUAGCUGAGGAGCAGCAGAUCAUGGAGAUUAUUAAUGAAAAUUCCGUGAUUAUUUUGGCCGGUGAAACUGGAAGUGGUAAAACCACACAGGUUCCUCAGUUCCUUUAUGAAGCUGGGUACGCUCUAAAUCGAAUGAUUGCGAUAACGGAACCCAGGCGUGUUGCUGCCAUCUCCAUGUCAAAGCGCGUAGGUGAAGAGAUGAAUUUGUCUUCGGAUGAAGUCAGUUACCUGAUUCGUUUCGAAGGUAACGUCACCGAGAAGACGAAGCUCAAAUUCAUGACCGAUGGUGUUUUGCUGAAGGAGAUACAGUCCGAUUUCAUGUUAACCAAGUAUUCGGUGGUUAUCCUGGACGAAGCUCACGAGCGCAGCGUGUACACCGAUAUCUUGAUUGGUUUUCUGUCGCGAAUUGUUCCUCUCCGUAUGAAACGCAACGAUCCUCUAAAGUUGAUCAUAAUGUCUGCUACCUUGCGACUUGAAGAUUUCACCGAGAAUCGUCGCCUAUUCAAGAAUACACCACCAGUUAUCAAAGUAGAGGCUCGUCAAUAUCCAGUGACGAUUCACUUCAACAAACGCACACAGCCUAAUUAUUUGAGAGAAGUGUAUAGGAAGACUGUUAAAAUACACACGACGUUACCGGAGGGCGGUAUCUUAAUCUUCGUGACCGGUCAGCAAGAGGUGAAGACUCUUGUGCGUAAGCUGCAGAGAUCGUUUCCUUUGGGAAAGGCCAAGUACAGCAGUGUUCAGAGCGUUGAGAAAGAUUCGGACGAGGAGAAAGAUGAAGAACUGGGAGAUGUGCUGAGGAAGAAAAAGCGACAGAAGAAAUUGAAGCUGGUUGAAAAUGUAGAUAUGGACGAUUUCAGUAUACCCGGAGAUCACGAAGAUCCUGACGUGGAGGAGGAAGAUUUGGAAGAUGACGAUGAAAAUGAUGAGGUGGUUGUUAAGAAAGGACAACCGCUUUGGGUGUUACCUCUGUAUUCGCUGUUACCAUCUUACAAGCAAGCCAAUGUGUUUAAGAAACCCCCGGAGGGUUGCAGGCUGUGCGUGGUCAGCACUAACGUUGCUGAGACCAGUUUAACAAUUCCCGAUAUAAAGUACGUGGUGGAUACGGGUAAAACGAAAGUUAAAUUGUACGAUAAAGUAACUGGUGUAAGCAGUUACUUUGUGAAUUGGACUAGCAAAGCUUCGGCUGAUCAAAGAGCUGGACGAGCGGGAAGAACUGGCCCCGGCCACUGUUACAGGCUGUACUCCAGCGCCGUCUUCAACGACACGUUCGAAAAAUUCAGCGUUCCGGAAAUCAAGGAAAAACCCGUCGACGAUUUGUAUUUACAGCUGAAAUGCAUGGGAAUAGAUAAGGUUGUGAAUUUCCCGUUUCCAACGGUGCCGGAUCUGGUGCAGCUGAAGACUGCUGAAAGUCGCUUGGAGACGUUAGGAGCUCUGGAAAAUUCAAAGGUUACGCCUUUGGGAAGGGCAAUUUCAAAGUUUCCGGUUUUACCGCGAUUCGGGAAAAUGUUGGCUCUCAGUCAUCAGCAGAAUCUGUUGCCGUACACCAUCUGCAUGGUGGCAGCUUUGAGUAUGCAAGAGGUGUUAUUGGAAACUCCUAUCGGGCACGUGGAUCCUCAAGGAUUGAAGGAUGUGCGACAGAAGUGGAGGGCCAUCAGAAGGCAGUGGGCGGGUGUUGGAAAUUCUCUGAUGCUCGGAGAUCCUAUGGUGCUGUUGAAAGCAGUCGGCGCUGCAGAAUUCGCCAAUUCCGAAGGUAGAUUAGAGCGGUUUUGCGAUGACAACGGACUUCGACAUAAAGCCUUGGUGGAGAUAAGGAAGUUGAGGAUUCAAUUGACUAAUGAGAUCAAGAUGAAUCUCCCUGAAACAGAUGUCGGCGUCGAUCCUAAGCUGAAACCGCCCACCGACAUCCAAGCGAAACUCCUCAGACAAAUUCUUUUAUCAGGAAUGGGCGAUCAAGUAGCCAAGAAAGUAAUGAUGGAGGAACUUAAAGAGGACGAAGAUAAGGCCAAGUACAAGUACGCAUACAGAGCUAAUAACAUGGAGGAACCUGUAUUCUUGCAUCAAGGAUCAGUCUUAAAGGGAAGCCUUCCAGAAUUUGUUAUCUAUCAAGAAAUUUACGAGACGAACAAGAUGUACAUGCGCGGCGUUACCGUGAUCGAACCCGAAUGGUUGGCCAAGUACGUGCCGCAUCUCUGCAACCUCGGAGAGCCUUUAACCGACCCCGAACCAAGGUACGAUUCGAUUAGCGGAAAAGUGUUCUGCACGAAAACUGGAAGUUUCGGAACGCAGGCGUGGCCCUUACCGAACGUCGAAGUUGAAUUCGGGAAGUGCCAAGACGGCUACAAGUGGUUUGCGAAGUUCUUCCUCGAAGGUCAAGUCUGCGAGGCUCUGGUUAAGUAUAACAAAUGUCUCCUCAGCCAGGCCAGCACCAUCUUGAAGCCGUGGGCCAAACUCCAAGCCAGGACGGUGGGCAUCGUGCAAGCCCUCAUCUCGAUGAAUGUCUUAACUAAGCGACGACUCCUCGAAGUUUGGGAGGAAAAUCCUAAAUAUCUUUUGAACGAGUAUCUCCAGUGGUUGCCGGAAUCCGCACACAGCGAAGUCACAUUGCUCUGGCCGCCAAUUUCCACUAAAAAAUAAUACAAUCAAUUGUUUUAUUACAUAAAG
This is a messenger RNA of Nicrophorus vespilloides, 3648 nucleotides long. RefSeq names its product probable ATP-dependent RNA helicase kurz (gene kz). Gene Ontology annotation, molecular function: RNA binding; ATP binding. The transcript is spliced from 6 exons. Gene Ontology annotation, cellular component: nucleolus; intracellular anatomical structure. The coding region runs from base 157 to 3621 and encodes 1154 amino acids. The record is from RefSeq and is a predicted model, not a curated record. Gene Ontology annotation, biological process: maturation of SSU-rRNA from tricistronic rRNA transcript (SSU-rRNA, 5.8S rRNA, LSU-rRNA). Lineage: Eukaryota; Metazoa; Arthropoda; Insecta; Coleoptera; Silphidae.